AUGACUCAUCAAUCUGUGAAUAAACUGUCUCGAUUGAAAUAUCAAAUUAUUCAACAGUUUUGGUACAAAUGGAAACACGAGUAUCUUACCUCUCUUCGAGAAUAUCAUCGAAACACCGGAAAGGACGAUCAAACAAUUAAAGUUGGAGAUGUAGUACAAGCGUACGAAGAAUCACCGAGGACAAAGUGGAAUCUAGCCGUUAUUGAUCAACUGAACAUUGGAGGUGACGGGAAAACGAGAUCUGCUGUUAUACGAACAAAAAAUGGACUCACUUCACGUCCAACAAAAUAUUAUCCUCUCGAAGUGUCAGAAAAUAGAGACUUUACUAUAGACAAUAAUUGUGAUCUCAACAAUCCUUCUACUUCUAGAAACUUAAGCCGUAAAGCGAAAAGUGUUGCCAUAGAGAAACUUAAGAAAUUGACAAAAGGAAAUAAUUCAUAA
This is a messenger RNA of Mytilus trossulus (common blue mussel), 441 nucleotides long. RefSeq lists its product as uncharacterized. Bases 1 to 441 code for a protein of 146 amino acids. NCBI's taxonomy places the organism in Eukaryota, Metazoa, Mollusca, Bivalvia, Mytilida, Mytilidae. The transcript has a single exon. The record is from RefSeq and is a predicted model, not a curated record.